This is a messenger RNA of Cyphellophora attinorum, 3429 nucleotides long. RefSeq lists its product as uncharacterized. The coding region runs from base 1 to 3429 and encodes 1142 amino acids. The transcript has 3 exons. The record is from RefSeq and is a predicted model, not a curated record. NCBI's taxonomy places the organism in Eukaryota, Fungi, Ascomycota, Eurotiomycetes, Chaetothyriales, Cyphellophoraceae.
AUGCCAAAGAUCUUCCAGAAGCCGAGUGAUCAGCAAAUGGACCGAAAGGGCAAGAGCAAGAGCACGGACACUUCGGCUAGUCAGAGCGAGGAUUCGAACCUUCUGCAGCCAUAUCACACGCCUGUCACGAGAUUACGGCAAUCCGAGUCACGUCCAAGCUCGAGCAUAGGGAGCUCACCACUGAGUGUGCAAGUGACGAGCAACGACGCAGAUCAUGUCGCGGACGGAGUUGAUGCGAACAUGCGACCUCGAUCGAGCCUAACGCCAGACCGGGGAGUCAGUCUCGAGAUACCGGAGCAGAAGAUCGAGAUCAGAAAACGACCAGUCGCAAGUGCAGGUUUUGACUCAGAUCCUGCCCAGAUAGUCAACAUGGCUUUAAGUCUGAGCGAGGCGAGACGGCGGCAGGCGUCCGAACGACGGUACAUUUCUGCUACUCAACCCAUACCCGGCAGAAAUGUCUCUGCGGCACACACCGGCAGUGCUCGAAGUCGCCAGCAACGUGUUGGCAGCGUCGCCCAAUAUCUUCAGACUCAGCGUACACCAUCACUUAGGAGCAGCAUCGGCGGCCCGGUGCGCAUUCCGAACACACCGCCCACAAAUGAUGCUACGUUGGUCGACGAUGUCGAUGAUGCUAUGGACGUCGAUGACUGGGAGCAAGAUGUAUCUGCGCCAACACAAGCUCGAGUUGAGAAAGCAAAGGCCUUCUUCGAGCUGAGCUACGAGCAUCGGCGCCUUCUCUCGCAUUUGCCUCCUGUCCGGCGUCCAGGUACAUCUGUCAAUCCUGCCAACCCGGACUCUCGAAGCAAAGCCUAUAAUCCGCUGCAGUAUAUUCGCAAUCGCAAGUUGCGUCUUUGGAGCAAGACUGCCAUUGAUGCGGAAGCCGAGGGCUGGCAUGACGUUGAGAAACACGAUGAAGAUGAAUGCGUUCGUCUCCCACCUCUUGUAGAGAGGGAGAAGGAGCGCAACGGCAACAGUAGAGCGGCAUCUCAAAGUGUUUCUACGGAAAGAUAUGCGAUUAGAUCGCAUCAGGACUCGACGAUCAAAUCUCGUCGACCACGAUCCGAUUUCGUUUUCCAUCCGGGAGAUCUGAUUGCCGAUUGCUUUUGGUUGGAGCAAGGUAUCAACAAAUCGAGGAUCUUGGACAGGGACAACAACAACAUAUACCCACCUAAUACACAAUUCAAAUUUUCUGGCUGGCGCAAUCGGACACCUGUUCAUCUACCAGAGGGCCUGCAGCAACCGUCGCCACCAGGGUCAGACGCAGAGGACGAAGUCAAGGAUUCUUCACUUCAUCCCGUCUCUGAGCUGCCGCGAAGCAAGGUCAAGGACUCCAUCGCCGCUGCCGACGAAGGAGGUUUUGCCAAGGGCUUGAAAGUCCUGAUGGAUGAUUCCGCCUCUAGCGGCUCGGAUGACUCUUCGGGAUCAGGCAGCUCAGGGGAUGAGAGAGAAAGAGGCAGGAAAAGGCUCAGAAAACGUCAAAAGCAGAACAUAGAUGUCUCUCCCGGCCAGGUUCCCACCCUGCCACCAGUGCGGAACCUUCACGACACAACAGCAAGUGAUCAGAGCGCUCCCUCAUCGAGGCAAGCUUCCAAACGGGCAUCUCUUGAUCAUGGCCCGUCACGAGUAGGACGCUUUUUGAAGAGGGAAUCCGCUUCGAAGAACCGCAAGAGCACGUCCACAACACGAGAAGAGCACCGUCCGCAAGAUGCGGUCGAUAAGUUCCCGGUCCUUGAGGAACAGCCUCGUGCCUCUGCGGAAUACGAUACCACUGCACCGAACUCGCCGACCCACACGCACUGGCCAAGCAUUGCCAUAAAUCUCGAAUCACCUCCACCGAGUCGAUCAACUUCGCCAGCAAAAAGGCAAAGUCAUGUAGCUGCGAUUCUCAAGCCACUGCACAGACAUCAUAAACAGGAGUCGAUCUCUGCUGUGGACUUUGGCGCCUCGUCAAAGAAGUCGUCCGUGUCUGCACCAGGUGAGAAAGCUAAAGACGACUCCACCGACGCCUCUCGUGGUACCAGUCCAAUGACGCGUGGGCAAAGUCCGAUGACAAAACGUGACUCUGAUCUACCUGUCGCGAAUGCUGUUUACGAAAGUCAUCCCAUGAGCCGCUACAGUACCAAGUCAAGCGCUCCUUCAGACCAUCACAAGCUUCGCGGCAUUUUCAAAGGUGGCCGGAUCGCCGAGAUCGUUGGACACGAAGUCUCGAAAGUCGGCGACUACAUCUGGAAGAAAGACCCGCCUCCGGCCUACCGCGGACGCAAGCCAUCGGAAGAGGGCUCUGGGUACGAGACUGAUGAGGAGACGGAGCCUAUGAAUGGUGCUGUGCUCAAGACUCCGCCCGCGCAUAUAGUUCGGUCAAGAUCAUCAACAGUCUCGAGCACGAAGAGCGAUUCGCCGAAGGUGAACAACAAAAGUCCACCUUCGAGCGGACGGCCGAAGUACAACAAUCCGAACCUCCCUAGCUUUACAUCACCCUUUGACAAGGACCGCGAAGCUCAAGAGAAGAAGACCGCGCUACUCACUCCAACGGCGACUCGGGAUGAUCACAUUUCGCGCCAAGCUGCUGAACACCGAUCCAAUUCGAGAAGUCCUAGAAUGGACAGACUAGCGCCUCCGAAGCUGGACACGGGCGAUCGAUCUAGCAGCGGCAGCCGUCUCACGCCUCAGCGAUCUCGCGAAUCCGCUGGCCUUGGCUUGGUCUUGACCCGUUCUCAGGAAGCGACCAACAAGCUAAACACAGCACUUGGCGACAAGGUUGGACUCGACCUCACCCGCAUGGCCACGCACGACCUCGACGAAUCACCUUACGUCACCUUCCGCGACAUCAACCGUGCUGUGGCAUUCAUCUAUACCUCCACCGUCAAAGCCAGGGAAAUAAGUCGACACGCAGACUUGCCUCGCAAGCGGCCGCAGUACAUGACAGAUGCCAUGACCGGCUUCGGCAGGGACUCACACGCCCGCGCCGACCUAGCGAUGGUUGCUCGACGCGAGGAGAAAGUCGUUGCGGCACGGCAGAUCAUGGAGAGACUCACGGAAGACCACGAGACAUUCACCACUAAAUUACAAGAGUUCUCUGGCACCACGGCACCGGCCUUAGCACGACUUCUCCAGGAGCAGGAAGAUCUCGUUGAGAACAAGAUGACUCCGCGUGUGAGGCAGAGUGCUGACGAAGCCGGCGAACUGAGUAUCAGGCUGGCCUCUACCAGUACAUUGGCAGUGAAGGGUGUCAAUGAGGCGAUCGAUGCCGCUAUGAUGAAACGAGUAGGAGGGCCGAUGCGGUGGGUCAGAAGCACGUGGUACAGGGCCGUGGAGAUGACGGUUGUGAGCUUGUUGUGGGCUAUCUGGGCAGUCGUGAGUAUCAUAAGGGUCUUCUUGGCCAUAAUAAGUGGCAGUGUCAGGGGAGUCAGGUGGUUGCUGUUCCUGUGA